AUCCUACCUAUACUCGUAUCAGGGUAUGGAAUUUGAUGACUGAAAACGAUAAGAAAGAACAUGACGAUUUUUGCGACCGGUGAAUACUCGUAUAACUCAGGAGGAGGGCCGGGAAGGGGGGUUAACCUCCCCCCCUCCCUUCUUCCCUCCUUUCUCCCUCACCCCCUUCCUGUAGCACACUCUUACAGAACUCCUUUCUCGAGAUUCAGUGAAAGGGCCCAAUCUGUUCCUCUCAGAUCGUUCAGAUCUCCGACUCCAAGUCUAAAUUAUUAUGAGAAGGCUCUCUCCGUUAUAGGCGACAGAGAGCCUGUACAGCGAAGCAGCCAGUCCAGCUAUAAAUGCCGUACUGUACAGGAGGACGAAGAAUCCCCGUACACAGCCGAAUCUGCCAGUUUUAGAGAUCUGAGAAGUGAGAAUAGAUGUCGAGCCAACUAUAGAGCAGUUCUAGAGCAGGCUCAUCAACUAGAGAUUAAAUAUAAAGAUAUGAAUAAAAUUUCUAGAGAGUCAAGAUUACUUAAACGAGAUGAGUUUGAUUAUCUAAGACCCAGUUAUAGAACUGAAGCUCCUGACACAAGCAGAUUCAUUCCACUCUCUCGACAAGAAACAAGAGAGGAUAUAACAAGAAGCAGAUUUUCAGAGAACACAGCGGUUCAGCCUGUUCAACACAAUAAGCCAAAACUAUGGGAACAGCAUGAUGUCCCCAUGUUGCCAACAUUUCAACCAACUCAAUUGAGCACAACCAAUAAAUAUAACAAUUAUGACUUACCCAGUAAAACCACACCAACUUAUAGUUAUAACUUUAAUGAAUCACGUGACCAAAAGUACCAGGCUCAACAAAAAAUUCAAAAUGGCCGUCUUCAACACAAGGACUGCUGUGCGACUUAUUGGGUGCCAAUUUUAACAAAAACAGCUAACACUAUGGUAUACGAUCAACAGAACUUUGAACCACCUUCUUAUAAAUCUUCAUCUUCUACUGUGAAUUCAUUCAACUCCUUCUCACGAUCAUCUAAGCCAUCAAUCCCUUACUCUUCAAUCUUUACCUGCAGAGACCCCUCAAGAUAUCUUGCUGCAAACCUAUCAACUGCAGUAUAUCCCAGGUAUUAGAGACCCUUCAAGAUAUCUUGCUGCAAACCUAUCAACUGCAGU
Messenger RNA from Eurytemora carolleeae, 1146 nucleotides. RefSeq lists its product as uncharacterized. The transcript has 12 exons. The coding region runs from base 61 to 1104 and encodes 347 amino acids. The record is from RefSeq and is a predicted model, not a curated record. Lineage: Eukaryota; Metazoa; Arthropoda; Copepoda; Calanoida; Temoridae.